Messenger RNA from Naegleria gruberi, 1863 nucleotides. RefSeq lists its product as uncharacterized. The coding region runs from base 31 to 1782 and encodes 583 amino acids. Gene Ontology annotation, molecular function: heme binding; oxidoreductase activity, acting on paired donors, with incorporation or reduction of molecular oxygen; monooxygenase activity. The record is from RefSeq and is a predicted model, not a curated record. The transcript has 3 exons. NCBI's taxonomy places the organism in Eukaryota, Heterolobosea, Eutetramitea, Acrasida, Naegleriidae.
AAAAGCAACACAAAAGAAGAUUACAACAUCAUGUUCAACACAAGAGCAACUAUUGUUGCUGCUGCUUCUCUAACAAGACUUGUCGUAAAAUCCAAAGGUUCAUUCUCCAACUCUACCAGAGCCUCACCAACAAAAUUACUAUUAUUGAAUGGAGGUUCUCAACAAACGACCAGUCGAUCGGCUACUAAUACAACCUCACCUGCGUCAUCAUCAUCAUCAUCGGAACAAACAAUUCCAUCUUCAUGUCCUUAUCAUCAAAAGGAUGCAACUUCCAACAAGGAAGAAGUAAAACCUCAACCAUGGACUGAAGUGCCAGGACCAAAGCCAUUGCCACUGAUUGGUAAUUUGAUUCAAGUUCAAACCAAUUCUAAAAACAUGUCAGAAUAUUUAAUGACACUAUGUAAACAAUAUGGAGAUUUAGUUAAAUUGACUGUUUUUAAUUUUAACAUGUUGAUGAUUGCUAAUCCACAUUUAUUAGGAGAAUUAUAUAAAAAGGAAGAAAGAAGAAAUGAAGUUGACAGUUUUAGACAUUACAAAUUGAAGAAGGGUCAAAUUCUUACUCCAGUUGAAAUGAGAUAUGAUGAAGAUUGGUAUUCUAUUCGUCAGCUUUAUAACAUUGCAAUGAAACCAGAAUAUCAAGAAACCAUUACACUUCCUCAAUUAUCUGAAUUGAAUGGAGACUUCAUGAGAAGAUUGAUUAAGAGUUUGCAAUCUGUCAAAGGAAGUGAAGCAUUCAAAUAUGUCAACAGUUCAGAAACUAAUUCAAGAUAUGCCUUUGAUGUUGUCAUGAAGGUCUUUCUUGGUGUGAAAAUGACAGAUGAAGUGACAAGCACUCUUCCAUUCGAUAUUAAUGAAUUUGUCAAUUAUACUGUCCAUGCCACUGAUGUUGCUGUUAGAUUGACAACCAAAUUCCCAAUGUACAAAUAUUACAGGACUCAAGAGUAUAAAAGUUUUGAAAAUUUAAUGGAUAAAUCAUCAGAAUAUGCAAGAUAUUGCAUUCAAAGAUUCAAAACCAAUCCAUCUCAAAACGCCAGAUUAUUAGAAUUGAUUGAGGAAAGAGCUAAAGAUCAAGAUAGACCAGAUGAAAGAGUUGAAAGCGUCUUGAUGCAAUUUUUACAAGGUGGUGUCGAUAUCACUGUUAGAAUUAUGAAUAAUUGCUUCCAUAGAUUAGCUCACCAUCCUGAAUGCCAAGAAAAGAUUUAUAAGGAAUCUGUAGCAGUUUUUGGUGAACCAUCAUUGGAAGAAGUUACAUCUGAAGAUGGACUUUCUAUCAAUUUGGAGCAGUACAAAAAGCUCAAGUAUACCAAACACUUUAUUGAUGAGGUAUUAAGAUUGAAUGCAUUUGGUUAUCUCACCAUGGGAAGAAAAUUGGAUCAGGAUACCGAAAUUGGAGGAUAUAUGAUUCCAAAGGACACAAUGAUUCUUGCAAUGCAAAGAUGGGCAACUCUCAAAGAUGAAUUUGUUCCUCGUGGAGAAGAAUUCAUUCCAGAACGUCAUGAAAAGGGUUCUCCAUUAGCACCAGUCAAUAAUUUUGUUUCGCUACCAUUUGGAGUUGGAGCUCGUAAGUGUCCUGGUUCACGUGUAGCAACCACAGAACUGCUCAUUGGAAUUAUCAAUGCUGUCAGACAUUUCCAGUUGUGCAACAAUAAUCUAGCAUCAUUCCCACCAUCUUCUUUUGAUCAAUCCUUGCUUUAUAUUGAUUCUGAAAAGUAUCCACUUUAUUUCACACCAAGAGAUCAUGUUAAGGAAUUUGUAGAAAAGAACUCCAAGGUGUCUCAAUAACAAAGCAGCAAGGCCAAAUAAUCUAGUGUUCCCUCUUGUUGGUGGAAUCAAUCAUUCGAACAAUAAAUGUGUUUAUUUGUC